GGAAAAGAUACUGGAGUAUUCAGUUCCUCUAUCGCAGUGGUCACCAGCCAGUAGAUGGGGAUCUACUGGUAGAUCUUGGAGCCUCUGACAGUUCCCACAUCUUGGAAUAUUCCAAAGUCAACAUGAAUCAAUCACAGACUGUAUGCUAAAACAAGUACAAAAUCCAGAAGAGGUUCAGUAUAUUGAGAAGAGAUUGCCUCUAGUAUACAAAAUUCGAGAACAGAAAGCAGUAAAAAAACACUUUCCAUUUUCAACCCAUGACAACAGGCAUUGUUUACAGAAUGUAGGAGAGUACUUUGAUUUUAGUUUAGGACGAAAGAAGAUUGAACCGGAAAGAAGCCAACAGACUUCACAAAACUUUUGUCUAUGGGCACAUGAAUAUAUUCCUAGCAAUCAUGAUGGUUUUACCAUUUAUCAAACAUCAUUCAUAGGGCACCAAGAGACGGAGCGUCCUUUUUGUAGACGAUAUCCAAAGCAGCACUUAGAAAGGUGCUAUAUUUAUAAAUCUAUUCCCGAGAAUGAAAAACAAAUGUAGUCUAACCACCAUGUUAAUUGCAGGACUCCUUCUUUAGUAACUACUGAGACUGAUUAAUAUCCUUUCUCUGAAUCCGAACUACUUUUAUCCCUCAAAAACAUGAUGGAAUAAACAUCUGUGUAAAAUGGAUACUGCAAUACAAGUUGCAAAUAGGUCUGAUUUACAGUUGGCAGGUUGAUUGAAAUUAGCAAUUGUCUUGCUGUUUGCAAAUUCUUUAGCUUUACUAAAAACUAAAAUUACUAUGAAAAUGUAAGUUACAAUAAAGUAAGUUGUAAUGAAUCACAAUAACAUUGGGAAGUAAA
Messenger RNA from Pelodiscus sinensis (Chinese soft-shelled turtle), 837 nucleotides. The record is from RefSeq and is a predicted model, not a curated record. NCBI's taxonomy places the organism in Eukaryota, Metazoa, Chordata, Testudines, Trionychidae.